AUGAGUACCGCAGAAUUAUCUAUUAUUUCAGGAAUUAACGGUAUCCUUGGAAGGCCUCCGACAUCAAUUGAAUCCUAUAGUGUUAUUCUCGAAAGCUUGAAUCCCAUAGUUAUUAAAACUGCUCAGGAUGAAAUUUACAGAAAUGAGCUAGCAUCUACUUUUAAAAUAUGGAAAGAAUUGGACAAUGCAAUAGAAAAUACUAAUGUAUCCAUUGUAAUGCAAAUGAACAACGAUGAGAUAACCUUCUGGUACUUGAGAACACUUCGUGGUGUAUUGCUAUUACUUAGAAACCUAUCUGCCUCCAACCAAGAAAUAGCGCAACAGCUAUUAAUCCAAAAUAAAGUCUUGAGAGCGUUUCUUACUUUGUGCGAAUGUAAUUUUCCAAAUAUCGAGAUGGAAACCUCCAUAUACAUCACCACUUUAGCUCUCUUGCAUAACCUCACAAAAAUUUCAGUGCUGUUCGAUAAGUCAAUGAUCGAUCAACUGAUGUCCUUUUUAAAUUACCCACUCAAUCAUCCAGAUAAUGAAGUCGAUCUAAUUUAUCCAUACCUACUUUUCUUUGAAAACUUAGCUCAAAGUGAUGACUUUUUAUAUUAUUUCUUUAGACACGAACUAAAAGAUGCAAUAUUGUAUGAAUUUUUAAUGAUUAAUAUUAUGCAUUCCCAUACUCACCUUUUCAAAUACCUCAUUAUCAAUGAUAAGCUAGGAUUGAACUCAACUAGAGAGGACGAAAUCCAAGAUAUACAAAUGAAUAUGAGUAAUAUAGACCUAGCAAUAUUGAGGUGCUUUCGUAAAAUUAUUGCAAAUGAAUCUUUCUCCCCAUACUUACUGGGUUUGGAAAAAGUAGAACCAAAAAAAUAUAUGAACUUUUUAAGAAUAGGUCAAGUUGUAGCAACUAGUAUGGAAAAAUGGGAUAAAUAUGAACUUACUGGAAUAAUGACAUGGUGUUUUGAAAUAUUUGAUAGGACAGCCCUAGAAAUUGAGGACUAUUUUGAAAAGGGAUCUGAUCAUAUUCUAAUCGCCACAAUUUUACAUCAAAAAAUAUCUAGCACCCUGGAUAUUAUGUCAUCGUUUUCAAGAUACGAACACAUUCAAAAAUACAUACUGUCGUAUAAAGGUCUAGACAAAUUAAUUAACCUCCUUGGCAUUUUUCAAAAGAAUUUAAUUAGGAUCAAUUUUAUUAAAGACAAAGUAGGUUCUGUUCAAAAUUUUAAAACAUCUGAUUCGAUGGGUAAUAAAAUUACUGAUACCGAGAAAAUCAACAAUAGAGUUGAUUAUAAUAAUUUUAAUAUUCUGGCAACAAACUUUCCUGAGUCGAAACUAUUGAUAGUUGAAAUUUUAGGGAACUUAUGUUAUAAAAAGACAGAUAUGCAAGACGAGAUUAGAUUGAAACAUGGACUAGAGUUAAUAUUAUCGAACUGUGUAAUCGAUGAUAAUGAUCCAUUCAUCAAGGAAAGAUGCAUUACUUGCAUUAAAUUUUUACUGGAAGGAAAUGAAGAAAAUCAAAAGUUUGUAGCAGGUUUGGAAGCAAAGAGGGCAGCUGACGAUGAUACAUUAUCCGAGGCUGGAUAUCAAGUAGAUAUAGAUAAAAACGGUGAAAUUAACUUACUUCCAAAGAAAGGAGAUGAGAGGUAG
This is a messenger RNA of Maudiozyma barnettii, 1635 nucleotides long. RefSeq names its product Ctr86p (gene CTR86). Gene Ontology annotation, cellular component: cytosol. Lineage: Eukaryota; Fungi; Ascomycota; Saccharomycetes; Saccharomycetales; Saccharomycetaceae. Bases 1 to 1635 code for a protein of 544 amino acids. The record is from RefSeq and is a predicted model, not a curated record. The transcript has a single exon.